Molecule: messenger RNA, 414 nt
Organism: Penicillium coprophilum
Lineage: Eukaryota; Fungi; Ascomycota; Eurotiomycetes; Eurotiales; Aspergillaceae
Product: coiled-coil-helix-coiled-coil-helix domain-containing protein
Exons: 3
Coding region: 1-414 (137 amino acids)
Biological process (GO): mitochondrion organization
Cellular component (GO): nucleus; mitochondrion
Source: RefSeq, a predicted model, not a curated record
AUGCCUCGUCAACAACGCCGUGCCGCUCCCACCCCUGCGCGCAGCGCUCCCAGCCGCCCUACCGCUGCUCCUGCUCGGCCCGCGGCUGCUCCCUCACAGCAGCAGUCGCAGCCUCAUUCGACCGCCGCUCACCCCCCACAGGCCCAGCAGGCCCCUCCUGUGCAGCAGAGCGCUGGCCCUGGACUGUUCGGCCAGAUGGCCUCGACCGCAGCGCCCCCCCCUGCUCAGUCCCAGGCUAUGGACAACGGCCUCUACCAGAGCAACGCUGCCCAGACCUCGUACGAGAACCCCGCCUGUGAGGUUGACGUCCGCAACUUCCGCACUUGUAUGGAUGAGAACCAGGGUAACCUGAGCAUCUGCGGUUGGUACCUUGACCAGCUGAAAGCUUGCCAGGCUGCCGCCAAGCCUUACUAA